AGAUAAGGGAAUCCCCUUCUGUUUCCAAAACGCCAUGGAAACACUGAGAGACAUCAGGCAGGCCUACCAGGAUGCAGGGAGGGGAAGCAGAGGAGGUUUGUCUCUGCCGAGCCUGGGAGACAGCAGCAGACGCUGGAGCCAUCUGGAUCCUGCUCCCUCACCUGGUUUGCUGAGUACCAGGACCUCCUGCCUGCCGGUUCCCCCUCAAAACAGGCAGAGGACAAGAAGUGUGGUUGCUGCAUCUCCAUCCUCCCCCGCCCUGCUGUCUGUGGCUGAGCCGAGCCAGCUCAGCCAAUCAGCCCCCAGCAUCAUGGAACCCCUACUGUUGAUGCAGGCCAGAGCACACAUUCAGACCCGACUGGUCUUCCAAGACACUGUAAAUGAACAAAAGGGACCCUUGCUGGCUCUGCAUCCCAGAACGCCCAAACUGUUGGCACCGCUAGACAGCCGGCCCAGGGACGGUGCCGCUCUGCCAGCGCUAAAGCACCGUGUUCCCCUGAAGCCCAUCAGCAGAAGCCCCCUUUGCUCCAGGGCCUGGCUGAGGAGAGAAAGGCUGUCCUGGGGCAGCCCACGCACUGGCCUUCUGACCACUAAGGGGGGUAGUGAAGAGAGCGGGUCCAGCAGCCAGAGUUCCUUCGAUCUGGAGGAUGAGGAUGAGGAAGAUGAGAGGGAUGUGUGUGGGAGAGCUUCAGGGGAAAGACAUAUGAAGUUAAUUCAAAAGAGACUGGCGUGGCGUUCGAACGACGCAAGCCCCACUGAGGCUGAUUUGGUUGGGGAGAAACGGCAGCAUUUUAAAGUUUUGUCAAAGAUCAGUCACAUUCCACCCAUCCAUAGGUCGGCACAUGGCCUGGAUGAAGAGCCCAUCGAUCUUACAAACUCUCACUCUGAAGGCCAAGCAACCAACAACUCCUUUAUUAAAUAUCAAUAUGCACAACAAGGAGACACUGUGAACGAUGAAUUAUCUAUCACAUCAAAGUCUAAGGAGGAAAGGAACCAUGUGGGCUGCACCCCAGAGCCUGACACUGAGAUUAGCCAUGGGAUAAUAGCCCAUAUGAAUAAUGACCAAGGUGAUGCUAGUGCAUACUCUGAAGGGACUUACAGAAACGACCUGCAGCAUAUAAAACAGACAAGAAUAACAAUUAGGGAUUCCUGUUGUGAAGAAACCCAGGUAUAUGAUCCAAUCCCUUGUAGGGAGGAUGUAAAGAUACCUACUGGCACUACCGAGGAGACAAUUCAAUUAUAUACUCCGGCUGGAAACCUUCCACGGUCAGACAUGGAUCCCAAGGGAGAUGAGAGGAUGUUGAAGGCCUUAAAACUUGUCCUGAACAAGGACAGAAGAACCAGCAUAAACUGUGAACUAAGAGCCGACAUUCAAACGACCCAGCAGUCCUUCAACGUGCUUGCACACAAAGACCGAAGCAUCCUCAAUCGGAACAAGUCCAAAAGCAAUCUGAAGCAUUCCACACAAGUUAAGGACAAAACGAGGAACGGCCCCGAGCUAAUGAUUAGUGGAGAGACUUCCACAAAAGUAAAGUCAAAGCUCAAAUCUUUUAACGGUGCUCAUUCUCACACUGGCACCCCCUCACCACGAAAGAAGCUUAGUGAUCAGGGCAAAAGAGCAAAUUCUGACAAGAUGAACAGAGCUCAACAGCAUGCACCAACGAGAGAGCUGAAGAGCAUCCGGCAGUUAAAGAGACCCGGUCUAGCGGGGACACCGAAGUCGAAAUCUACCAUGGACUUUAUCACCUACAAAGACAUGUUUCAGCAGAUACAGAGCGGGGAUGAUGGACCGGCCAUUUACGAGAUGUUUGCCGGUCCUAUCUAUGAUAACCUGCGAGUUUCCAGCUCCUGCGAGAAAGUGAAGGGCAGACAAGUGCAGUCUGCUCCGCCAAGGAAGCCACAACAGUGCCAUAAAGCCCAAAACAGACCAUUGAAACAAGCGCAGAGGAUAAGUCCGGGGGAGAGUGUCGUGGUUUCCACUAAAAGCAAACCAAAAUUUGCGUCCUCAAGGAUAAAACCUCACAUUGCAGCUGUUCCAAGGAAAGGCACACACAAAUUAAAGGAGGAUAGACACACAAAGGCUGAGUUAGUUCCUUCCAAGGAUGUUGGAAUUUGUCAAAGCAGUGCUCAAGAAACUAUGUUAUCUACCAUAAAGGAGACUCUUUCUAGAUAUGGGUCUGAAACAAUCAAAUCAAAUGACAAAACAUUGACUAUGCCAGCAGCUUCAUCUAAUGCCGACGAUCAUAGAUCACACAUAAAUAUGCAAGAAAUAAGAGACCCAAACCGACCGGUUCCUGAGCUUGUGUCAGCUCAAAGCACCCAACAGCCGAAGAUCAACACCUGGACGUCUUCCAGCACCAGCCUCACCAUCAUGUCACCAGUUUACCAGAAUUUCCUGGAUGUGGCGGGGGACGGGCCGCUUACAGAUGACCUGCUACAAUGUCUGGCUGAGGAGUUGAUCUCAUUAGAUGAUAGGGAUGUAUCCAUAAGCCCUGAAAACCUGGAGUCCAACAGAGAAGAUGAUUAUGUAUCAGAAAGAAAGACAUUUCCUGAGGAUAAUUCAACAGACGGUGGUGGUCUUCUUGGCUCUGGGUUGGUUGUAGAUGACGCCAUCACAUGGACAAAUGGCGAAGUACUCGGCAGGGGAGCAUAUGGGACAGUGUACUGCGGCCUGACUAGCCAGGGCCAGCUGAUCGCUGUGAAACAGGUUAGCCUUGAUUCCUCUGACCCCGACACUGCGAAGGAGUACGGACAUCUGCAGGGGGAAGUGGAGCUGCUAAAAACCCUCAGACACGCCAACAUUGUGGGCUUUAUGGGUACCUCACUGUAUCAGCAUGUGGUUUCCAUCUUCAUGGAAUACAUCCCAGGAGGAUCCAUCGCCAGCAUCCUUCACAGGUUUGGUCCCCUGCCAGAGCGUGUCCUGGCUCUAUACACCCAUCAGAUCCUUGAAGGGGUGGCCUACCUUCACCUGAACAGGGUGAUUCAUCGAGACUUGAAGGGAAACAACGUCAUGCUGAUGCCCACUGGCGUCAUCAAGCUUAUAGACUUUGGCUGCGCGCGCCGUCUCAGCUGCCUAAACCACACCGCCAGCAACAGCGGAGAUCUGCUCAAGUCCGUCCACGGCACACCUUACUGGAUGGCACCGGAGGUUAUCAAUGAGACAGGAUAUGGCAGGAAGUCAGACAUAUGGAGUGUGGGUUGCACAGUGUUUGAGAUGGCCACAGGGAAACCACCGCUGGCACACAUGGACAAGAUGGCUGCCUUGUUUUACGUCGGGGCUCAACGAGGGUUGAUGCCCGCCUUGCUAAAUGGGUUUUCGGAUCAUGCCAAGGAUUUUGUGAAAAUCAGCUUGACAAGUGACCAGAGACUUCGGCCAUCUGCAGACCAGCUGCUGAAGCAUUCAUUCAUCUCCCAGCGUGAGACUGGAGCGCACUCAAAGAACUGCUGUGCUCACCCAGAGGGACUGUGUGGUUAACAAGUUACACUUAACACACAAUGUUUUCAGGUUCCAUUCAAUUUAGACUUCAUUUUUUUUUAAAUUCAGAUUGAUGACUCAGAAAAUAAAAGUAUGCUUUGAGGGCCUACCACCUAUCCCCAGAGAUGCACUAGUAGUAUGGUUGAGAGCACAAAGUAUAUAAAAAAAGAAGUCAUAAUUGCAUUCUUAAACUGACAUUUAAGAAACUAUAUGAGAAGCACUUUUAUACAUUUAACUUUUAUAGAACCUAUAAAAUGUGAACUGACUUAACAGAAUUUGAAUAUUUUCUAUAGAAAUCUUAUAAAUGUGCCAAUCUUCUAAGUACCGUACUUAUAACUAGGUCUCUCUGCUUUGUGAUAUAUGUAGAUUGAUAAAAAUGCGUCUAAUCCAUAUUGCAGCAUGUUGAAAAUGUUAACUACUUCCCAUUAGCUUUCCACUGAUGAGUUAUUGAGGAAUCAUUGGGUAAAGUUGUGACUAAGACAUGAAAGUGAUAAGAACUUGGUAUUACUAUAAGGAAUAGUACAUGUAUGUCUCAUAUUCAAGUCAACAAGUUUCUUUCCUCCUAAACUCUAGAAACAUGUAUAAUGCAUAAUAAAACAGCAACAACCAAGGUUCAUACUGUGUCAGCGUAGUGGUGACUUUGGAGUUUAUUUGUAAUAUUAAAAUGAAAAAAAAAAAAUAGGUUAGGCUUAUUUGUCCACAUCUGCUUUUGCUCCUUGUGCCCAACCGUUGAUCCGUAAUGGGUCCAAACGGCCUCAGGCUCAAGUAUUUUGAAUAACCCGGUGAAGAACAGAGGAGGCGGUCAGGUCUAAAUCU
Anarrhichthys ocellatus (wolf-eel) is the source of this 4291-nucleotide messenger RNA. It is a transcript of the gene map3k19, whose product is annotated as mitogen-activated protein kinase kinase kinase 19. The transcript has 10 exons. The record is from RefSeq and is a predicted model, not a curated record. Lineage: Eukaryota; Metazoa; Chordata; Actinopteri; Perciformes; Anarhichadidae. Gene Ontology annotation, molecular function: protein kinase activity; ATP binding. The coding region runs from base 35 to 3475 and encodes 1146 amino acids. Gene Ontology annotation, biological process: protein phosphorylation.